Molecule: messenger RNA, 2577 nt
Organism: Caenorhabditis bovis
Lineage: Eukaryota; Metazoa; Nematoda; Chromadorea; Rhabditida; Rhabditidae
Source: the annotation of a GenBank genome assembly
AUGAGGAAGGGCAAACCCGCGUCGUUCGAGGAGGCGGCUCGCGUCGGCAGUUCGAGCGCGGCCGCAACGAACGCGAGCGGCACCGCCAGCAAUCGGCAGCGGAAUCGCUCGUUGAAAAAGUCGCCGGCAGUUCAGGACGAUGAUCCAUCGCAUCAUCAUCUGAUUCCACAAGAACCCCGUCGUGCAGCCAGUUUCGACGUCGCCGCCGGAAUCUCGUCUCCAAAAGUGCCGCCAGCGUCGUUCCGUCCAGGCUCGUUCGAUGCAAGCCGAUCGGCAUUCUCGCCAGUCGAAGUUCCGCGUCUCCUCGUCCAAUCACCGCUCUCACCGCUUCAGCUUGAACGACCGCCACCAACUGAUAGUCGUCUGUUGACGGUUCCGUCGCCCGAUUUCCGCAAAAGUCCCUCCGAUAACCGCUCAUAUUCGUGCGAAUCGCCAAAAGGUGGAAUGCACCAAACAACACCAUCCGACGUGUUCGCCCUUGGCAAUCUGGGCAGUAUUCCACCAUCGCUGCUCAAUCAACUCUCAGUCGCCAUGCAACACCAAGCUCUUGGUUUAUCAUCGCCAUUGCUUGACGAUUUCAAAAUCCAAAGUGCGGUGCCAAAAUUGGAGCAAAUGGAUUGUUCGGGCUCAUUUGAAACCGUCGGCUCCGGCUCUUUCGAAUUACCCACAAACGCCUCAUUCGAUCAGGUAGGUACACAUCAUAACGGGCAAGCAACGCCAGAAAUAAUGGCUCAAAUGCCACCGAAAUCUAUUAUUCAAGAUGAUAUUCGAAAUUCGAAUGGAAGAUUCCAGUUGGUGAGAAAACGAGGAAGGUCCGAAGUAUGGAACCUCUUUGGACAGGUGCUGGACACCAUGACCCAAGUUCGUCUUCCAUACGUUGCUUGCUACGCCUGUAAGGUGCUGUACACCGACACUGGUGGCGGAACUGGCAAUAUGACAAGGCAUCGAUGUCCGAUUGGGGCUAGUUAUCGCUCGGGAACCCAUGGAUCAUCGACGGAAACUGUUGAUCCGGGCUGUCCUGGAUCAUUUGAAUCGACGGCAUCCGCGACGACGACGACGACGACGACGAGAGCCGAACCGCGUCCGCAGAUUUCGCUCACUUCUGUUGACAAUGAGCCGCAUCAUUCGAGAGAUUCUGAAUUUGAUAAGGAGAUACUCACCGAAGCACUUGUCAAGUGUUGCGCACUGGAUCUCAUUGAUCCAGUCGUCUUCAAUGGCAAAGGAUUUCGCGGUCUCAUCUCAAAAAUCAUGGCCCUCGCAAAACGAGGCAACAAUCAAACAUCAAUCGACACAUUUCCGGAUAUUGCGACGGUGAAAUCUGCAAUGCAAACGCAUUUGCGAUUCUGUACAGACGAUCUGAAGAAUGAGCUGUCGAGAACAACUCAAGGUGUUCGACUCACGCUUGAAACUCUAACAUAUUGCGACAAAGUGUAUCGCGUGAUUCAUGGAAGUCGCAUCAGUCCAGACUGGAAAUGGCGCAGCAACAUCUUGGGAGUAUUCAAGUGCAAAGACAACGAAUCGAUCAAAGACAUGAUCAAUAUUGUUGUGCACAACUACGAGCUCGACAAGAAUUUGCUUCGAGUCACCACUCCGAAUGCGAAUCACGAUCUCGCACCGAUCAAGACAUUCAUCGACAUCAAGUCAAAGUUGAUGGAGAUACUUGCGACAGCAUUGAGUGCUUCGAGUCUUCCGGUCACUCAAAUGCUGCAGGCGAUUGACCAACUAACCAAAAUGCUUGUUGAUCUCGACGUUCGUCUUCCGUUCGAUUAUGAAAAAACGGAAGACGUGUUCGAUGUUCAUCGAUUGUUGGCCGAAUGGAAUGAUCGAUGGUCUCAAAUCGAGCAGAUCAUUUCCUCGAAAUGCCCCCAUCUUCUUACAAGCUUUAAAAUCAUCAAUCCAUCGCAUAUGCGAGAUCUCGAGGCAUUCAUAAUGCCAUUCCGCGAAACCAUCGAAUCGUUGAUCCAAGAGCAGCCAAACUUCCAAAAAGUUCUGCCGGAAUGGUUCGCGUUGAUGCACGAGUGUCAAGUGAGCGACGACGAGCCAUCACCACUCCUGCGCGAGCUGAAAACGAAGGCAACCGAGUUGCUCAAAUCCGAAAUGGAGCAGAUCAUCACCGAUGAGCAUCGAAUCGCUGCCAUUCUCAAUCCAAGACUGAGUCGUAAACUGAACAUGAUUCUGACGGAAUCCGAGAGAAACACCGCGUGCGAAAAAAUUCGGGCAAUGUGCGGAAUCCGAAAUCCCAGCGAGCCGCUCAGUCGCGGCAGCUCGUGCGACGGAGAACCUCAUAGAAAACGCCGAAUGUUUCUUUCAUCAUUAGAAGACGAUCCAGUAGGCGACGAGCUUGAGUGUUACCUCCGCUCGCAAUAUCCACCCCAACAAACCAAAGAUGUCAUCACAUUCUGGAGCACCAUCGGUCAGACGCAGUUUCCAUCGCUCGCUUCGUUAGCUCGUCGUACAUUGAGCACACCAGCGACGGCUCCAAAAACAUCGUUCGAUCCCAGUUGCGCUUCCGUCGCCCCAGAUCAACUCCACACUUUCCUAAUGCUCAGGUCGAUGUUCGAUUCCGACGGAAACUAG